This is a messenger RNA of Anopheles marshallii, 1305 nucleotides long. Its product is annotated as cytochrome b5-related protein-like. The record is from RefSeq and is a predicted model, not a curated record. Gene Ontology annotation, cellular component: mitochondrion. Bases 1 to 1305 code for a protein of 434 amino acids. Gene Ontology annotation, molecular function: heme binding. NCBI's taxonomy places the organism in Eukaryota, Metazoa, Arthropoda, Insecta, Diptera, Culicidae. The transcript is spliced from 3 exons. Gene Ontology annotation, biological process: lipid metabolic process.
AUGGCGAGCAAUUACAUAACAACCAUAUCAAGAAAAUAUCCCUCCUUCCGAGAUGAUCCCUUAAAAACGGUUCAUCGAUGGUUGGAGGGCAAGCGGCAGGACGAUGGUGCCGAGGGUCUGUGGCGCAUUCACGACACCCUGUACGACUUUACGGACUUUAUCGAGCGUCAUCCCGGUGGCCCUGAAUGGUUGCGCCUGACAAAGGGGACGGACAUUACGGAGGCGUUCGAAACGCACCACAUUACAGUGCGCGCAGAUGGUCUGCUGCCGAAGUACAAAGUGCGCGAGGCCACCCAGCCGAGAGCAGUCCGUUUAACGUUCCGUGACGAUGGGUUUUACCGGACACUGAAACGUCGUGUUCGCGACAAGCUGAAGGAUAUCGAUUACGGGCCAGCGGAACGAUCGAAACUGAUCAUCGAUUCGAUGCUGGCGGCAAUGUUCGGGCUGGCGUUUCUCGCCAUUCGCCUGAACAGCUACGCGGUCGCGAUGGCGUCGGGACUAUUCGUUUGCUGGACAAUGAUUAGCGCGCAUAAUUUCUUCCACCAGCGGGACAAUUGGCGUAUGAUGACGUUUAAUUUGGCCUUUUCGAGCUAUCGUGAAUGGCGUGUGUCACACGCGAUGUCUCAUCAUAAUUUCCCCAACUCGAUACUAGACCUGGAGAUAUCUUACUUUGAGCCUUUCCUCUGCUGGUUACCGAACCCAUCGAUUAAGAACUCGGUAAAAAGCUACGCAUCCUGGGUGUACGGACCGAUGGUGUAUUCGCUGCUGUUCUAUGGCGAAUUUAUAAAACGCGUGCAGGAGACGUUCCAAACGGGAAAGAACACAUUCUUCCUAGACGAUCUCGUAACGCUGAUACUUCCGACGUUUAUGUAUGUGGCCGGAGCUACCAGCCUGUGGGAAGUGGUAAAGAUGUGGCUGUUUAUCGUGUUGGUGGCAAGCUUCCUGUUUGGUUUGAUCGGACUGAAUGCGGCUCAUCAUCACCCGAAGGCGGUACACGACGGAGAUCAAAUACCGGCUGACAUCGAUUUUGCCGUCUAUCAAAUGGCCGCGGUUAUAGAUCGAUCAGACACGAAAGGAUCGCAGUUCAUGGUGCUGACAAGCUUCGGUGAUCACUGUCUGCAUCAUCUCUUCCCAACGCUAGAUCACGGAAUACUUCCACAGCUGUAUCCAGUGUUCUUCGAAACGUGCCGCGAGUUUGAAACCGUCUAUCGGGAACUGCCUUGGCUGCAGCAGAUCAUCGGUCAGCAUAAGCAGCUUGCUCGUGUAGAAACGAUGACUUACGAACCGUCGAAGAAGUUUGCUUAA